Messenger RNA from Spirodela intermedia, 3541 nucleotides. Lineage: Eukaryota; Viridiplantae; Streptophyta; Magnoliopsida; Alismatales; Araceae. The record is from the annotation of a GenBank genome assembly.
AUGUUGGGAUCUAAUGUCGCGGGUUCUGGCUCGGUCCUUGCUCUACUUCCUUGUAUGUCUGUCUCUCGAUUUUAUCCAUGCAUUUCUCUGUUUUCAUUGCUCUUGUUGAUGCUGGGAUUGGGUUGCUUUCUCUGGAAGGUAUCCGUUCUAUCCGUUUUUACCUGUUCGUGUGUCGAUUUAAUGUGGCUGUGAGCCGCUAGUCGAUACCUGACCAUGAAGUUGGGAAUGCUGGGUGAGCAAACUGCGUGUCCGUUGAUGCGGGCUUUUUUUUUUCCUUUUCUUUUUUACCUGGUCUUUCACGCUGAUUCCGUUUCAGUUGUUGCAAGUUUUAGGCGGGAUAAUGGGAUAUAUUGAUGUCUAAUUUUUAGUAAAGAAAGUAUGGUGUCAUAUUCCAGAGAUUUUCCUCCUCUUCUUGUUUUAUGAUCUGCGAGUAUCUGCAGGCAGAGGCGUGCCUUUUAAAUUUCCCGUCGUUGCUGGUAUUUCUCAGAGGAAGAAAGUGGCAAGGUAAGCGCUGCUUCUGGCCUCUCACAGUAUUCAAUAACCUCUCAAAUUAACUUGACGUGUUCUGGACUGACAGCGACUUGAAGGAGGAUGAAGGGAGCGUAAGGUUGCUGCAUUUUGAUGAAGCUCAAAACCGAAGGGGAUUCGUUAUGCUCUCUUUGGUUGCCGCUGGCAUAUCUGUGGCUCUACCUGCCUCGGGCAAGGGGAAGAAUAAGAGCAAAUAUGAUGAGAAACGCUUGCUUGAGCAAAAUAGAAAGAUUCAAGCAGCAAAUAAUGCACCUGAAGGCUUCCCAAACUUCAUUAGGGAAGGUAAACAUUUUAUCAUCAGAUUUGAUAAUCGUACAAAAUAUAAUUCCUAGAUUUUUCCAGGGGACUUUUUUGUUUGUUGGGUGGGAUUUUUUUUUACGGGAUUCAUGCUCACUCCUUUUCCAUUAGUGUCAUUGUAGUAGCCACCCAACACAAUGUUCAUUAUUCAUCGGCAGCCCUGUUUUUUGCUUCGUUGCAUGCUGUGUUUUCAUGCAUGUAGAUAAAAAACAUUAUCUGCAUAAUCAAGUCCAAGACUUUUUGCCCUAGAAUUCUUCGUUGAAUGAAAGCUUCUCAUUAUCUGUUUAACAUUACCUAUCGAACUACGGAUGCGCACUAGUCAUUAUUUUGCAUGCUGAUGAUACACACUUGCCAUUCCGCUUCUAUUAAAAUGAAACAUUUAAUCCGCAUCGGAUGAGAAUUCGUGUGGCCUUUUCAGUUUAAUCAAAUAAUUCACUGAGACUGGUUUCCUGUUUGGCAUGCCGAUUAUUGUGAAUGUGUUCUCGUAGGAUAUACGUGAUUAUUGUGAAUAGUUGAAAUUGAAUUCAUCACAAGAUUUUCUUCCAAUUUGAAGAGUAGCAAGAUAUAAUCUCGCCAUUAUUCAUUGUGUCUAUAAGUUCUCUUAGGAAAUGUGUAAGUUCUCUUAGGAUAUUCAUUGUGUCUUUUUCACCCGCCUAAUUUGUCAAAUGGAUGAUUGGUCCAAUCUUUCCGAUCUAUGUGCUUCGUUGUUGCAUUGUCCAGGUGUUAUUGACCUUUGUUGAAAAUAAUAUCUGCAACUGGCUUUUGGGGUUCGGUUAAAGUUCUGUCUUUUGGAAUGAAUUUCGCGACUUAAUGCCCACCGAAAGACAAAAUUGGUGGAUGUGUGAGGUGGCAGCUCUGUGUACACCAUUGUUUACGUGGUCUGGUGGGCAUCCAUCUAAAAUAGAAAAAGAAAACUGUUUCUAUCAGACGAAUCACUUACUGAUGCGUAACAUGAUGAUAAUACUGCUUGAAUGGUCAAAUGAUGGCUGUUAAAGGCCACCAUACUUCUUCUAUAUAGCUAAAGAACACCUUGCCUUUCAUCAAGUUAAUCAUGAAUAACCUUGUUAUUGACCAUGGUGAUGAUUUUUUCUCUCUUUAUAAUCUUCUUGCAACCGCGGUGAGUAGCAGAUCCAGCAUUCCGAAUAUCAUGUCGCCAUAUCUGAUACACACUAUCAGUUUGGGAAUCGCUCUAACUCUUGCACCAGCAUACUUCAACUCAUAUCUUUGCCAAAGUUGAUCGAUUCUGAGUUAUGUGCUGCUUAGUAAGAUUGGUGUCUGUGCACUAAGAAUGUUUGAUACAUCAAUGCCAUUAUAUGGAACCCUACCAUCGUGGUUUUCUGCUCAGACGGAUCAGGCCUUACUAUUCCUACUGUUCUUACCAUUGUGAAUCUGAAGAUUCUUCUCAUUCGUGUGGAAUUCUCCUAUUUAUCAUCCUUUCUUGCUGGAUGAUACUUUCAUAAAAUUGCUAAACAAAUAAUUCCACUCCAUCAUGACAUAUCGUUACUGUGCAAGGACUUUGCUCGUUUUUCUCAUUUAGAUGGUAUUUUCCAAUUUAUUUGUCCAUUAUAUUUUUGCGCAUAAUUUUGUCCUUUUGAUUCAUCAGACUGGUGAGACAUAAAUGAGAGAGAAUCUCGCGACGUCAGGAUGUGAUUCAAUAUUUUUCGCCCUCUUUGUGUUUCAGGGUUCGAGGUUAAGGUAGUGACCUCUGAGAACUAUGUGAGGUGCGACUCAGGACUUAUAUACCUGGAUAUAGACGUCGGUAAAGGUGAUUGCCCAAAGGAUGGUCAACAGGUUUUUUCUUGCAUUUUCUUGAUAAAAUAAUAUUAUUUUGUAGGGGAUCCACCAAUUUUGGGCUAAUAUUUCCAUCUUUUUCUCCCAACAUGAACGCUGCUGACGUUGCAGCACUCCCAUUCUGGUUCCUGAGAGAAAUCUACGCUGCAUCAUUGGCAUCAUUUCUUCAUAAAAAUUAGAUGCCAUAGUUUCACCUGCUUUUUUCAUACAAUCUAAAUAUAUAUAUAUAUAUAUAUAUUAUAUUUUUUUAAAAAAAAGUUUCUUUAAAUGGCAGCACUUUAUCUUCAUGAAAUGCUUUAUAUAGUGUUUAUAUCCUCCAAUCCAAGCUCUAUCCAUCUGGAUUGAGCUCCGAAUAUAAGUGGCUCAUGUAUUGAUCGAAAAUGGCAGGUGACGUUUCACUACGUUGGCUACAAUGAGUCUGGCCGCCGCAUCGACAGCACCUACGCUCAGGGUUCUCCAGCGAAGAUCCGAAUGGGCACAAAGGUUCUAGUCCCUGGUAGGCUUUCCUUUUAGGGCAAUUUCUUCUCUGGCUGAGAUCCUCAUCCUCUGUGAGUAACGGUCCAUGAAUUCUAGGCUUCGAGGAAGGCAUCCGUGACAUGAGACCCGGGGGCAAGCGCAGAAUCAUCAUACCCCCAGAGCUCGGCCCUCCUGUGAGUCCCUCCUCCUCUCACUUUUUUUAUAUGAAAAAUUAUAUUAAUUAUUAUUAUUAAUCUUGCUCAAAAUAGUAAUAUUUAAUAAUAAUCUGCGAGCCCAUGACGACCCAUUUAUGGCAGCUGGUUAUCUAUCUCCUCGAUCUGUGGAACAGGUUGGGCCGUCCACCUUCUUCAGCUCGAAGCAGUUCGAGGUCUUCGACGUGGAGCUCCUCGGGGUGAAGGAUUGCCAGAGAAGGACCAUCGGCUUCUACUCCGACUUCGUCUGCGACUGA